Molecule: messenger RNA, 28745 nt
Organism: Lymnaea stagnalis (great pond snail)
Lineage: Eukaryota; Metazoa; Mollusca; Gastropoda; Lymnaeidae
Source: the annotation of a GenBank genome assembly
GCGUUAUGGGGCGAUGUGGACUAAAUGGGGAUUAACAUUAAAGGAACCGGCAGCCCAUGGAAUGUUAUAUAUUAUUUAUAUUGUGUUAAAUGAUUACUUCUUUUUCACCAUUUGGACCGUUGUUAAGAAAUAAUUCCACCAAGCCGGUUAAAGCAUUUAAGGUUUGUAUAAUGAUUAUUUCAUAUUUUAAUAAUUCCACUAAGAAAACUCGUGGAGAAAAACCAUCCGAGACCGGUUUAAUUUAUUAUUUUUAUUACAAGAAAAAACCUUUUUUUUAAUGUAAAAACAGACUGUCAAAAAAUUUAAAUUUGACCUGAAAUUCAAAAUUAUUUGGGUUGUCAUCGUGAGAUGAUGGCCUACAAUUUUCCAAAAUAUUUAAAACAAUAACAAAAUCAAAAAUUAAAAAAAAAUGUUUUUUUUAUAAUUAUUGUUUGUUACUCAUCACAGUACAGAGUACUCAUAGUUCCAGCACUGUAAAUAACUAAUGUUAACUGUAAAUUGUCAUUUUACUAUUCAUACUCAUUCCAACCGUAGUCUGUCAUAGUCAUUCACAAGGUUUUUUUUUAAGGGGGCGGGGAAUUUUAUUUAUCAUAACAUUUUAAUUUUUAAUUUAACGUAUGAGUAGCUGAAAUUAUAUCUUAGAUUGAGUCUUAUUAUUUAUAAGUUGAGUUGACAGCCAAGCCCUACGCUGUAAUGUCUCUAACUAUGUCUAUGAUUAGUAUUAGUAUUAUUAGUAUGAUUGAUGCUAUUUAUGAUUCAUGACACAUUUUCAAGUAGAGGUUUCCACUACCUAGACUUGUCGAAUAAUCUAUAAAUAUAAAUAGCUAUAGUAUAGCUCGCAGUCCGGAACAAAUAAAGUUGUAAAAUUAAAAAAAAAAACACCAAAAAAACCAACUUAAUUAACUUAAUUAAUAAAAAAAUACUUUCAAUUAAAAAAAAACAACAACGUAAGACUAAAACAGAUUAUAAUUAUAAUAAAAAUGCUAAAAAGGAUAAAUCUAAAAAAAAAUUGACUGAAAAGCUUGUUUUGAAACUGGACUUGGUCAAAAUAAUUGAUACGUUCAGAUAAUGAUUAAUGACAUAAUAAUAAUAAUAAUAUAUCUUGUUCCUCUGUUUAUUUACUUCUUUAGAAUUUAUGCUUUUUGUGUGUGUGUGUGUGUAUAUAUAUAUAUAUAUAUAUAUAUAUAUAUAUAUAUAUAUAUAUAUAUUAUUUAUAUAUAAACACUAUAUAUUUUUUUUCUCUGUUUUUAUUUUUUUUUAAUAUAUAUUUUUUGUGUGUGUGUGUGUGUAUAUAUAUAUAUAUAUAUAUAUAUAUAUAUAUAUAUAUAUAUAUAUAUAUAUUAAUUAUAUAUAAACACCCUGGAAAGUCCUAAUUAAUUCUAUGAUUUCAAGUUAAGCAUACCUUGUCAGCCUUGUCCUUAUUAUAAUUCAAUAUUUUAGCAUAAAAUGAUGAUAACAUUAACUUUUAUAAAGAUGUUGACAUUGUUGAUCAUAGGAAUAUGAUAAUUUACGUGUUAUCCCUUUAAAAAAAAAAUUGAGAAUUUCUUGGUACCUAUUUUUAGAAGACACCGGAAUAUUAAAUCUUUAUUACUUUCUCAUAUGUAUUUCUUGUUAUCCUUAUAAAAGAGUACUAGUGUUCUUGAUAAUCAUAUUAUAUGUAAGAGUCUAGUAUAUAACCAGUUGCCGACAAUGACAAUUGGAAGGUGACAUGACAGUCUCAAGAAAUUAAUGGUUGUAGUUUAGCCAAACUUAUAGGAUUAUGACUACUAAAUAAUCUAAAUUCGUGAUUUUCUCUUUACUUAGGCCUGGGUAAGUUGUUUCAAUGACGAUGUUAAUUUAAAUUUAAGAUGUAUCAUAAUUAAUUAAUAAUUAUAUAAUUGAUUCAUAUUAUUUCAUCAUAAUCAUAUAAUCUAUAAUAAUUAUAAUAUAAUCAUAAUUGGCUAAAACCGAGGACGGCUGCCACGGCGUCUUUUGUGUCUUUAUUCUAGUUGAACUAGUUGCAGUAAUUAGGGUUUAGGGAUCGAUUUAGGGCUAGGGUUCAGGUUAGGCAUCCGCAUAGGCAUAGUCAUAGUAUAGGGAUCGAUUUAGGGAUACAUUCGAAUUCAACUCAUUUGUCAUUAGUCAUUAGUUCAUUAGUGAAAUUCGAUAAAAAAAGUGGCAGGCGUCCCCAUUUUUAACCUCAUAAUUUAUUUUAUAUAUGUAAAUGACUCAUACUCAUAUUAGUCAUAUUCACGCCAAUUUUUGAUGAUAUUGAUAUUAUUAUUAUUUUGAUUAUAAUCAUCAUCUUUAUUUUAUUUUUAUGUCACAACUGUCAAUUGUCAGUAUUGACUAUUUAAAAAAAUGAUUCAAUAUCAUUGAAUAAGUUAUAGGCUUAUUUGUUGUAUAAUUAUGAUGAGGAUAAUGUAUUAGUAUUAGUAUUUAUAAUUUAUUUUAUUAUAUUACAAUAUUACAAGUAUGUUAGAUACUCAAAGUCAUAGUUGUUACUUAGUGAAGUUAGUGUUAAACUACACAUUUACUACACAGUGCUAGUUCAUCUUCUAAAAGUAGAGGACACCAAUCCUCUAAAAGUAGAGAACACACCACACAUUUCCAUUUUUAAAUGUCCAAGACUGAGAAGGUACCAGUUUAUAAAAACAUGCAUUCAUUGACUUUGACAUUAGUCUUAUUAGUAGGGUAGGUAUUUUUAGAAAAUUUUCACUGCUUAGACUUAGGGCAGGGCUUAGUCCUUAGUAGUUGUAGUUACUUUUACAGUUACAGGCAGUCAGAUGGUGCACCACUUAGUAACUUCACAUCUUAAACUUAAAAUUAGUUUAUUUCUUAAAGUAUGUUGUAAAUUGGACAUCCUGUAUCAGUUUGUUAUUGGCUUGUACCAGUAGGCUAAAAUGUAAACAAAACAAUAAUAUUUUUGACAUGGAUGGAUGGACACCCUUCCCCCUUUUGUGUUACCCUUCACUGGCAUCAACCUGUUUCAGUACUUUGGAGAAGGUUUCUGUCAUUUUCCUGGAUUUUGAUUGGUUCUAAAGUAAUAUAGGCUAAUGGCAAUUGAAUUUGACGAUAGUUCUUUUCAUAACUUGUUUUUUUAUCUAAUGAAAUGUGCUAAAGAUGAAAUGCUUUAUUAAUUUUUUUGUAUAGCCUAAAAGAGUAAAUGAUCAAACAAAUUUUAAUAUUGUACACAUGCCAGGGUUACCAAUUCAAUAAAAAAAAGAUACGAACAAAACAGUACUUAAAAAUUGUUACAGUCAAUCACAUUUUUUUUAAUGGACACAUUUUUAAAAAUAAACUUUUUGAAAAUGUGAAGCUAAAAAAAUUCAAUAAUUGAUCGUGGGCCCUUAAGAUAUAGAAGAAGAAGAAGAAGAAUUGUGACAACAAAAAAAAAUUGAGAAAGGUUUAGUUUAGAUAUCGUAAAAAUAAUACAAAUAUUUUUAUUUAACUCUUUGCAAACUGAUCUUUUGUCAGACUUAAGACAUGCUUCAAUUCUAGUGCAUGAAAAAAUAAAUACUAUUAAAGAAAACCAUAAAUAUCUUCAAAACUAAUAAUCCUAUACCCUAGAUUUUGAUAUCAUAUCAUUGAAAAAGAAUUGAAAGCUAAAUCAAAAUAUGAAACAUGUAACUCAAAUUUAGAGAUAUUGUUUAAAGACUUACUGUGAAGGAAAAAAAGAUAUAGGGGCAAGCAGUCUGAGUGCAUCCAAUUUGAUAUUUGGCAUAUCAGGAACCACUAGGUAAAGAGGUUAUAGUAUUGUUAUAAAUCAAUUGUGGAAAUAAUAUGAAACCAUGCAGGGGUUAACUAUUAUCCAUGCUAAAAGAAUUAAAAGUACAGGUAAAAAAUCAAACACAUAAAUAUUUUUGCCAUGAUAAUAAUAUUAAUAAUUGAAAAGAGUUAAGGUAGAUAGCAAUUUGAGUUCAGCAUUAAAAAAAAAACCAUAGUAGUAAGUUGGUUCCUGUUCUUUAUGAUUGCAGGCACUAAAGUUAAUAAUUCAGACCUGUUAUACUCAUUAAUUUUUAGUUUAAUUGGGCUUUGUUUACUACCUAAUUUUUACAUUAUAUUGAUCAGGGAAAUAAAUUCAUUGAUUUUGAUGUAAAUAAAAAUGUAAUGCUCCAUGUACAAUUUUACUAUUAUCAGUUAUAGACUAAAAUAAAAUAUUGUUCAUGCCAGUAGAUAAUCCUGUUUUUCUACUAAAUGAGAACAGAGCAAUUUUAAAAAAUGAACAAUUUGGUGGUAGAUUUUUUGCUCUUGUGAAGUGCAUAAUCUUUUCAUUUAAAUUUUGUUGUUGUUAAUGGUACAAGCUAAAACAAAAUGAAUUUAUUAAAUCAAACUGCUUUUUUAAAGAAAGGAACUACAUGUGCAUUAUUGUGGCUGUAGUUUCUUGUCCAUUACUCCAUGUUUUUAAUAAAAGCAUAGUGACCUGCGACCCCCCUGAUAUCUUUAAAUCAUCAUCACAGCAUAUACUCCUUCUAAAGCCCAUUCGUUCAUAAGCAGGCACACCUUAUUUUGACUGGGAUAAGCCUUAAAAGUGUAUAAUCUCAUAAACUGACCCCACAAAAUAAUAUGCUAAAGUAAGGCCAUACCGCAAAAUAAUAUCUUGAAAUCCUGGCUUUUAAAAAUAACUGUUGUGUAAGUAAAAGACUUUAAGAUAGACUAAUAAACAUACAGUACAUACAGUAACAGUAUGUUAUACCAACGUUCCCGAAUUGGUGGUCCGCAGGUGGUGCCGGUCCAUGAUCCUUACUUUGCCGAUCUGCACAACAUUAGUCAAGAAACUUUGAUUAGAGAACAUUUUGACUCUCAUUUGAAAACAAAUUUUAAAAAAUCUGGAUUGUUUUAAGCAUAAAAAUACCCCACUUUGUACGCAUCAAAAGGAGCCCGGGAUGCUAUUUAAUGAACAUUUUAUGCAGCGUCACAAGAUCAUGCCUUAACUUGCAACUUCAAGUAAUGUCUCUAUAUAAAAAAUAAAGGUUGCCAGAUAACAAACAUAACUGCUGUAGAAGUCCACUGAAUGCAUGUAACUGAAGUGGAUAGCACUGGUUUGCUAUAAUUUUCAGCUCCAUUGAUGCCCAAAAAAUCUUGCAUGUUUGUAGCGCAUAUUUUCAAAAUAUAACUGGUCAUAAAUGAACUUUUAUUGAGCUGAAGGAUUGAAGAUGAUUUUCACCACCAUUAAAUCACUACCUUAGCGAUACUGAUUUUUUGUCCAUGAACAUUAUUAAAACAUAGGACGUGAACAAAAUUGAUAUUCAUUCUCCUUGGCUUGUAAAAUUGUCUAAAAUUGAAUCACCACUUAAUUUGCUUAUCAAAAAAGCAUGCCCACAUUUCUCAUUAAAUAGUUGCUGCUAGCUAAAAUGUUUUUUUACCCUCCAUUUGUUUUUUAUUCCCAAUUAAAGUUUAAGUUAUUUAAAAUUGUUUUUAAAAAAAAAGGAAAAACUCCCAUUAAAGUUGAAGUUUUUGUUUUAAAACAGCCUAAAAAAACAUAUGUUAAUGGCCAGCAUUAAAUUGUAAAGCUAAUCGAGUUCUAGUGAAUUGGCUGAAUACAUAUAAAAAAUAUUUUAUGAAAUUUUAAGAUACAGUUAAAAAAAGAACUAUACUUAAUAAAUCUAGUACCAGUCCCUGUUGCAAUAGGAAACUUUUUCACCAAUCCGCCUAACUUCAAAGAUUGGGUAUUAGGCAGUUAUUUUGUAUUUCUAACAUUACUGAACAUUUCCAAAAAUAGGUGACUGCGGCUUGGAAAGAAAUACCUGGUCGCAUUGUAAUUGCUGUGUUUUUUAAUGCUUGUUUUCUACUUUCAAUAUAAAGUAACAAGAUUAGGUAAGUGCAGAUAACAGUCUGGUAACUGUUGUUAAAUAUAGGUUAGGUGUUGGUACCUAAGUGGUAUGUAAAUGGGAGUUGUUCAGACUAUUAUUAAAAUAUAUUUUUAAACUGACAUUCAAUGAAGGUACAUUGAUACACCUUAUGCACAGCCAAUCACAUUAGUCACAAAAUGAGAAUAAAACUUAUGACCCAAUUUUGCACUGAGCUUUAAGGUGACUUUUCGGUAAAUUACUUUUUUCUUCAUUGUUUUCUAUAAUUGAAUCAAUAUACCGAGAGAAAAUCAUACAAAUCUCUAUGAGCCCCUCAAAAGCAUAACACCCCCUUUUCUCCCAGAAAAUUUUUCCCCGAAAUCCGGUUUAAGGAAUGAGCAUAUUAAUUAUUAUAAGUAUUGUUGCAUUUGACAACCUCACAUAAAAUUGAUCAAAACCAACUGUAAACAUUAUAAGACUGAACAUUAUUUUACUUAUACAAAUUAAUUUAGGUAAUGAUAUUCAAAUGUUUCUUUGUCCUGGGGGGACAAGCUGUGGCUAUUUGAAUUUAAAAAUUUUAAAGUUUCGUUAACCCUUUACAACUACAGGGUUUUCAACUUCCAGUUUUAAGUUUAUUUUGGAUUUUGACCAAUCUGAAUUCCUGCAGGAUUUUAGAUGUUCAUAUAUUAAGAUUGUCUGCUUUAAAGUUUUUUGAAAAACUUAUUUAGCACUGACUACCUGAGUAUUGAAUUAAGUUUUAGAUUAUUGCCUUGCACUACCCAAUUCACAGAUAAUAUCAAAAAUUGAAAAUGACCUUUUCUUUUGGGCUAGAAUGACUAUGUUAAUAUGUGUCUGUUCUGUGCUUAUUGACUUUGCUCACUAUCAAUCAGAGUCUGAUUUUAAGGCAUAAAAUAACUACUCUGACCCAAAAUCAGAAUUCAGAGAAUAAUCAAGUAUUAUCAAAAUUCAUGAAGUUUAAAAAAAAUUAUUAUUUAAAAAAAAGGAUUUGGCAACACUCUUCUACUCCUUUUCUCAGAGUUUAAAAGAAAUGGGAACUAGCAAUAUUUAAAAGUGAGAUAAAAUUUAGUAAUCAAAAUUAAACAUUAAUAUGUUUAUGUGACUUGCAGCUAGAUGGAAAUUCAAAACAAGUUUUUGUGCCAUAUAUUAACAGGCAUGGUGCUAGUUAAGUGGUUAAAUGAAAUGAAACUAUCACCAGAAUCAUCAUUUAUAUUUACAGAAUCUUAUAUUCACUAUGUACCUUUGGGCUUUGUCCAGGACCACCACAAGUUGUUGGUGUAUACAAAAACAUAAAAAUAAUGAUUUAAAUAUACAUAAAUAGAAUGUGUGCUAAUUUUGCUGACAAUAGUGGUUAAUAGUAGAUUAAUUUCUAAUAAAGGUAGUUCCAAUUAGUGCAGAAGCCAUACAUGUCAAGAAUAAUAAUGUGUCAGUAUACAAGUUAUUGUCAUGUUCCUCUUACAUGGAAAUUCUUUAUUUUUAUUGUUUCCAUUUAUUGUCUUGUUGUGUUAUUCAAAAAUUUCAUAACUAUGCUAUUAGUUGUAUAACUUUUGCACUGUUAUGUAUGACACUUUUUCCCCCUGCGUGAACUUUGCUUGACCCCUAGCCCACGCUACGUUCAUAGAUGGGCGUGGCCUAUUUGUUUAAUGUAUCCUGUUUACUACCGAUUUCCAAUUAAACAUGGUUAGUAUGUCUAUUAGUAUCUCAUGGAACGUUCUCCUUUGUAUUAGAAAAGUAAAGGCGUUUCUAGACGCGUCGGUAGACCCACAUAUAUAAAUGAUUGAUAGACACAGAGAGGAUGGAGAUUGAUAGAUAUUUUUAACUUCACGAGACGUGUAUUAUUCUUUGUGUACUUAUAUGUGUUUAUUCGCAUUGAUCAUUGGUCAUUAUUCAUUGGCACAUUGUACUAACUGUGUUAACUGUGUACCGGUACAAGAUCUACCAUACUGUAAGUUGAUGAUUUGUAAUUAUAUUUCUUUUGUUUUGUAAUUGUAUUAUUACUAAAUUAAAUCUUAUUAAUUGUAAUUGGUACUGUUUUUGGUGUCGUACUUUUGUUGUUAUUUUUCUAUGGUAUCGUCCUUUGUUAGGCACUGUUUGAACGAGCCAUAAAUUUAAAAUAGGAGAAUAAUUUCUCACAAGAGAAGCCAGUGCGUAACAGCACAUAAUCAUUUUUUUUAUUAGUUAGUUAUUUUUGCUGUCUUUUCAAAAAGUAUAUUGGUUGUUGUUUUCUGCUUUUCAUCUUCUCCUGAUUUUUCUACAUGUAUCCUUGCCCUUUUCUAAGUUGCUUUCAGUGGAGUCAGUCAGUCUCAUAGCACUGGAGCAGAUUUGACUGAGUAAGAUUUUAAUUGCAGUGUCAAUUCAGCCAAAGUCCCUAAAAUGUUUCAAGAAAAUUCUCUCCGCUAUUAAGAUCAGAUUUUUUUUAUUUCUUCUUUAGAUUAUCAGAUAUUCACUAGUGCCAGGCAUAAUGCUGUCCCGUUUAUUUCAAGCACAUGGCCAGCUGUGUGCAAGCCAUCCAUGGGAAGUUUUAAUUGGUACACUGACCAUUACAAUCUCUCUUAUGUCUAUGAGCCUAUGGGCAAUAAACAGUAAGGUCUGCGGUUGGAACUAUGUGUGUCAAAAUGAAGAGGUAUGUAUGAAAGUAUGAUACUUUGAUAACUGGGAAAAUAACAUGGACAUUAUCUAAAAUAAAUAGAAUUAUGAUUGAUCCCACCCCAUGACUGUUUUAAAAAUAUUUUUUUAGAGGUGAUUAUUAUUAAGAACAUUAGAUAAGUUCAUACAGCACUAGCUCUUAAAAUCAUAUAUAACAGAUAAGAUGAAAUAAGGUAAGAUUCUUUUAUUGAUCCAAAUAUUUUGAGAUGUAUUUUGAUUACAUUGUAUAUAAUUCAUUUUCAGCACUUGGAUAAUUUUCUUGAUUUAGAUAACUUUUAAGGCAGAACAAAAGACAUUUUAAGUAUCUCUCAAUCUCAAAACUAGCCAUCGUGUAUCAUAAAUUCUGAUUUCCAUAACAACAUUUUUUACUUUAAGGGGAAUUAUGUUAUUUUGUAACUGCUGGGCAAGCAUGCUAGUACAUUCUGACUAUUUGGGAACAGAUGAAUGUCUUUUUAGUCCUCACUUUGAGGGAAAGAAUUUUAUGAUGUAGUUGGUGGGACGUAUCCUCCAAAAUUUUUAAGUUAAACAAAAUCAUAUAGCUUAAAAUAACUCUUCAAUAAAUACAUGUGAUUUAAUAAAAUCUUACGAAAUAAAUCACUCCAGUUUUAUUUGGUCAAAAGUACAGGACUAAAUGACUAAAAUUAUAUUACUUUCAGGAGAUGAAGAGCUCAGACAUGAUCAUUUUGUCUCUCACACGUUGUCUUGCCAUUAUGUAUGUUUAUCUACAAUUUAGAAAUCUAAGAAAACUAGGAUCCAAAUAUUUAUUAGGUAAGUAAAAUUAAUUAGAUUUUUUUCAUGAUCAGCAUAAUCCACUUAUUCAACUCUUUUAAUCAAAAACUAAAAAAAGAAAUUAAAAAAAAAACAAAACAACUUUGUUAAAAUUGAAGGGAAAAAAAAUCAAGAUAUCAAAAUCCCACUAUGUAUUUAUCAGCUUGUAGUAUAGCUCAUCAACUAAUUUUGAACUCAGAAAAAUCCUGAUGGAUAAGUUAGAACUCUUGGAGAGUUAUUUUUAAAUUUGAUUCUAAUUAAACAAAGGCUCCUUGGGUGCCUAAAGCAGUGCAAUAUUAACCACAAUAGGAUAAAACUUUACAUGCAUUUUUUAGCUGACAGAAAUAAUAAAUCUAAACAAUAUUUUCAACUAGAUCACUAUCAUUGAGAUAAAAUUAUAUUUCAAUAUACAGAGAAACUUUACUAUAGCACAAUAAUAAGGGUUCAUUGUGUUUUACAAUAUUUUGGGAUUUUCAACAAAUAGGAAAAUAGCUGAUUUCGUUUUUGGUUAGUGAUUUAUGUGGUGUUGAUUUGUGAUUGUUAUUCAAGAAAAUACAUUUUUUAUACCAUUUUGAAAUAAAAAGUUUUUGGAGCCAUGUCUUGACGGUGUUAUUUGCAAAUUUGCAUUAUCAGAUGUUCUGUUAUGUAAUAAAAAACACCAUGGUAGUCAUAGAAGUGUUGAGACAUAUAUCACAUAAUUUCUAUGUUUGUUUUAUUUACUUCAUGGUAGAAACUGCGGAAAAUUGUUUGUUUUUUUUAGAAAUAAGAUUUAAUAUGCAAAGAUUUUAUGUUGUGAUCCACUGUAAGAUUCGAGCCUUCUCCUGUGCCAUUAAUUAUUGGACUUCAACAGUGAUUUGAAAAAAAUACUUUUGUUUUAAAGACAAUAUCAAUGGAUUUUGAUAUUCAGGCAAGUAAAAUUUAUUUUUAUUUAAUUGGCUAUGUCUUUUAACUUACUAACAACAUUUACUUGUUUUUUUUUCCUUUGUCUAACCUGCUUUCUUUUGGGUAGUUUAAAAAACUUUUUAAAUUACAUUUGUGUUUCAGUAUAAACUAUAUUGAGUAAAUUUAUUUUAGAAGAAAGAAUAUAAGAAUAAGGAUGGGAAAAUAUAUUCAACCUUUAUAUUUAUUAAUAAUUGUUUUUAAAAAUAUUUUUCUGAACAUUCUAUACUUUACUGAACAGUAAAUACAACUUUUAAGUUAUUUAGACUGAAAAAAUACAAGAGUCUGAAUAAUGCUUGCAGUGUUUAAUUUAAUACUCAUUUAUACAACUUAUAACUUAUAACCCUUAUAAAUAAUGCACACAGAAAAACAACAGUUCAGGUUACAAUGGUAUUUUGUUCAAUGUUCAUAGUGCUGUUACAGUAUAUCGAGUUACCAUGCUGUAUUUAAAACAUAUAGAACAACUCAUGACACAAAUGCAUUAAUUUAUUAUAUUUUUCUUAUUCAGCUUAUCGAGCCAAGAAAAACAGUUCGGUUAAGAGAAAGCAACUUUCUGAACUUGACACAGAACUACAUCUAUUGCAUAGAUCAAUCAUGUGGUGUUGGAAGUUAUUACAUCUUUAUAGGCGAUUAAAAAAUUCCCAAAACCUGUGAACCUAUGAUAAUAUAACAAGCACAUGUUAAAUUUUAUCAAAUGAAUUCAUGAUUAUUCUUGAAUGCAUGACUGAAGAUUACCCGUACAACAAAUCUUCUAUAUUUUUACUUGACAAUAAUAGACAUGAUUCACUACAGCAAGAAUAAAGUGGUGUUUCUGCCAUUGCUGUCCAUAUUUUAAUAUUUAAGUGUAGAAGUUUCAAAAAAAUCAUCCGAAAUAAUUUGUUGUCAUUGUAGCUCCUAAUAAGAAACACCCUUACCAAUUAUAAUUUUUUUUUUUACCACACUAUGAAAACUGUUUAGAGAUUACGUAAGAUUUCAUUCUUUGCCAACAGUGAAUAGAGAAAAUGAAAGGAAAUUUGCCAGUCAGGAACAAUCCAAAGAAGUCUUGCCUAAUCAGAUAGCCAAACAGAUAUGUCACCAGGUGGUUUCAUCCACAGAACAUAAAAUUAAUACAUAAUUUAAUGUGCUAGAAUUGAGUCUUAGCACAUACCGGUAUUUAUAUUUAGAAAUGGAGAUGUGCAUUUGGUGGCUUUUAGUUGCUGGUUAUUAAGGUAACAACUGAUGAUAGAAAUGGGAUCACACAAGGAAUUUUCACUUAAAUUUAUGAAAGCAAUUUUGCAUAACAAUUUGUGAAUAAUGUAAAAUAUGAAAUUUUAUAUUGUUAACACAUUUUUUUUUGUUUACACCUAACCUAUUAAUGGAAAAGUAAAGGCUUUAUUACAUGCUAAAGUUAAAACUUGAAAAACAAAAAAUGCCUGAAGACAAGCACUAAAAAGGUGGAGUGUAUUUGUAAUCUUUAAAUGCAAUAAAAAAAAAAAAACUUAGUUAAAUCAAAGAUUAUUUUAUUUUAAACAAAAGAAUUUCAAAACAAUUCAAUUUAAUGAGCUAAAUUAAAUUAAAUUGUCAUGCAAAUUAAAAGUUUAAAAAUGCAUAAUUUUUAUCCCGUUAAACAUGUGAUAUGCAUCUAGUGGAUUUUUAUUUUUAAUUAUUUAUUUUUAAAACAAAAAAAACUCAAAACGUUUAGUUUAUUAAUUUAUUUUUUUUAAAGUAUUUGAGCUUCAUUAAAAUCUGUUUGUAGUGUUAUAAUAGUUUAAAAAAAUUAGUUAGUUUUUAUUUUUCUAUCACCCUCUUAUAAUAACUUAUCUUGUGAAAUUUCUCAUAAUUUGAAGCCAUCAAAAUAUUUAUAAAUUCCACACUCAUAGUUUAAAGAAUAAAAGAUGAAUUAAAUAAUUUAUUUCUAUGAUCUGUGUUCGGAUUGGUGUUACGAUUGUUUCCAUAAGAAAUAUGACUUUUUGAAUUAUUUAUGGUGUUGUGUACUAGUUUUUAAAAUCAUGCAUAAAUCUAAAUAGUAAUACACCCCUAACGUCAUACAUGUUAUUUUAAAUAAGUACUUUUGAAAUAAAGAUAAAUGCUUAAAUACUUGAUAUGUCUUAUUAUAAAAAUAUAUUAGAAAACAUUGCUUGAAAAUUGAUUUUUAGAACUUGUAAAUUGCCUUUAAAAAGAAGACUAGAUCUACCGGGUAAUUAAAAAAACUAAUUUACUCUUUUUCAGGUUUGGCUGGUAUAGUUACAAUAUUUUCAAGCUUUAUCUUCAGUAUAGCCAUUGCAAAUUUGAUUGGUUUUGAUUUGAAUGGAUUGAAGUGAGUAUAUUGCCUUUAAUUAUCAUUUGAAAAAGAUCAUUUAUUUUGUUUAAGAAGCUGUCAUAAAUAAAUGAAACAACUGAUAUUUCGUUUAAAGGUAUGGAACACAUGAUAUAUGUUUUAAACUGAUGGGAUGAUGGAUUUAUGCACACUGAGUACAAAAAUAAAAGAUAUCUCUAACAGCAAGCAUGCUCUGUAUUUAGUGAUUAAUAUAUUUAACAUAAAGUCAAACAAGAAAGCUAUUAGAACUUCAUAGUUUCAUUCCUAGAUCUUUAAUGACAGCUCACAAAAAAAACAAUGUGGCUUCUGGCUGCAAUAAACACAAAUAAUUACUCAAUUAUAAUAAAAGGGAAGUAACUUUGACGAUACAACACAAUCAUAAUAUAACAGUUCGCUUAUAAUCAUUAGUCAACAAUUUCCAUUUCUUGAUAUGAUUACUGAACUGAUUCCUCCCUAAUUUUUUUCAGUGAAGCUUUGCCAUUUUUCCUUUUGCUGGUGGAUCUGUCUAAAGCCAGUGCUUUGGCUCGCCUUUCACUUACUGCUGCAAAUCAGCUUGAGCUUCAGAAAAAAAUAGGAAGGGGAAUGGCUAUUAUUGGUCCAUCAAUUACUUUGGAUGCAAUAGUUGAGACUCUGGCUAUUGGGGUUGGCACUCUGUCUGGUUAGUUGCAUUUUAAUUCUCUUAGUAUUUGAAGAUCAAAAACUGAAUUUUGAAAUUGUUAAGUUCUUACUGGUAAAAGUUAAGAUCUACAACUAAAUUUUGAUUGCCUCCUCAUUCCCAGGCGUCAAGCAACUGGAAACCAUGUGUUGUUUUGGCUGUCUCUCAGUGAUUGCUAACUAUUUAGCUUUCAUGACCUUCUACCCAGCCUGUUUAUCCCUUGUGCUUGAAGUAAGUCAAUAGAUAUAGAAGUCUAUAGAUGUAAUAGAAAAAAUGCUCUUUGUGGGGGAUGCAAGACAUAUGCACAAAAUGAAGCUUAUUAAGGCGAUAUGUAUGAGAGAGAAGGAAUAGAUUCAAGAUAUUCACUGAAGGUAAAUGCUAACAUCAGUGUUGCAAGAGACAGAAAUACCAUCUUUCUUAAUGCAAAGAAGGAUAGUUAGAAUAAAAGUAAAAUUGAAAUGAAGCUUAAGUCAGGUUUUGUCCUGUAAAUGCAUUCCAUGAAAUUUGACAUGGAGGCCUUCUUGUCUCGGAUGCAAACCUUCAGGCCCUUAAUAACUCAAUUUAAAAUCAUGUUUCCUUUAAUCCCUAAAAUGCCACCUUGCACAACCUGGAGAUGAUAGCAUUCAAGGUUUUGGUCUGAGACAAACUGGUCUUUUAUUAUACUUUUCCGGGUAUUUCAGCCAUUUGCUAAUAAAUCAUCUUAAAAACAUCUCCAGGUAUCUAGGGACCGCAACCAAGGCAAACCUUUGCAGCAAUUACAGCAGCUGGCUAAAGUCCUUCAAAAGGAAGAGGAGGAGAAGAAACCUAAUCCUGUUACUCAACGAGUUAAAAUCAUAAUGGUAUUAAAAUAAUGUUCCAUUAACACAGUUAACAAUAUAUACAUUUUAAGACAUUUUAUAAGUUUAUAAUCAAAUGAUUGUCAUAAUAUUGAAAAUUAGUAUACAUUUAUUACAAUUAUAUUUUUUGGCAAGUGACAGAAAAUUUUAUCUUGUUAAUGUUCUACUUAAAGAGUUGACAUGACUGACCAUUACUUUGCACACUAAGUAAUUUUGAUAUUUACAUUUGUUUUAUUACUUGAUUGUCUUCAGUCUGCUGGAUUGGUCCUCGUGCAUGCACACAGCCGAUUGAUUGCUGAAACUAAUGCUGCUGCUGUUAGUGUUGGUGGACUCAUGUCAACUGGAGAUCAACCUAUUCAUCCCUCAAUUCCACUUUGGAAAUUUUAUGUCAGUAGGUGAGUACAUUGCAUUUCUUGUUUGCUUCUGUGGGAAAAGUAUUUGACCCACAGCAUCAAGCUGGAAAGAAUUCUUAUUAAAAUAAUUUCCAGCUAUUUUAUUAUUUUUGUGUUGUUAUUAUUCAUAGGAGUUUAAAAAAAUAAAUUAUUUCAUAUUUCUUAAAUGCAAUAAUAAAUAAAAUGUGACCUUUUUCAGAUUUCUUACAACUAACUUUGACUAUGGUAUUACGUUAGCACUUGGUGCAGCCCUAGCAAUCAAAUAUGUUUUGUUUGAUGACAAAGUGGAUCAGGAAGUACAGAAAAUGCUCAAGGCGCAAGAUGCCAGUGAACAGUUGCAACCAUGGUCUAGGGGACAAUGUAAGUCAAGGGAAUUACAAUAAUAAUUUUCAAUUUUUUCUACAAAUGCCCUUACUUCAAUCGAAUAAAAAGUCGUCAAUUUAUUAUCUACGGCAAAGGUUUCCACAAUAAGAGUAUUUCAUGAAUUUAAUGGAUAUCAGUUGUGGCUUGGUUAAUUUUUGUUGUGCAAUAACUGGUGCAUUUGUGAUAAGUUUGAACAUGGAUAGACAUAAUUAAUUUUAGGAUAUGGAAGAAUUAUUUUUUAAUAUAACUUAUGUAUUUCUGAUAGAUAGUUGUGGUCUAAAUUCUAACUGCCUUUAAAUACUUCUUUGUUUGCUCAACAGGCAAUGGUGUGAAAAAGGUAGCUUCUGAAACGGCCCAUCACGUCACGGAAGUAGUAGAAAAGGCUCAACAGAUGAAAGCACUGGAAGUAGAUGAAAAACAAUUGAAAGCAGGGUUUAAUGAAACACCACAACUGAAAAAAACAACAGAAGCAAAAACAGAACAGGAGAUGGUUGUAAAAAACUCAUCCCAAAUAAAGAGAGAGGCAUUACACAAAGCUGCCUUCUUUCUAGGAGCACAGGAAGGGGAGGAAAACAGCAGUUCAGAGGAAGACACUAAAGAGGAGACUGACAGAACUUACAUUAAUAAAGAAACACAGACAAAUGGUGACCUUAUUUCUAAUGACCAGACCCAAAUCAGUGGAGCCUUAUCCAAAUUUUUCUAUGUGCCUAAAAUAUCAGACAAGGCUCCUCGAUCCUUGGAGGAAUGUGUUUCCAUUAUGAACUCUGAUGUGAGUGUAAAUCCAUAUCACUAAUUACUUAAACACUUUUCCAAUUACAUAAUAAUUUUAUAUCUACUGAGCCUUUUAUUUUUCAUGUGAACUGCUUGGUUUUAAUACUGCCUUGACAAAUCUCAUUACUCAAGUUUCCUUGUUACCAGGAAGGUCCUGAUUCUCUUACUGAUGAAGAAAUAAAAAUGCUUGUGAAUUCUAAGCAUAUUCCUGCAUAUAAACUUGAGAACAUGCUUGGGAACCACAUAAGAGGUGUUGCCAUCAGGUAAGGAAAUCAUGAUGCUGUUACAAUUUGUUUCUGUACUAAAAUUCCCACUUGCUAUUGAUUCUUUCAAAAUUUUAUUUUUAAAUUAGUUAGGCUAAGGUUACAAUAUUUACACUUAAUAUAGCUAUGAAGCUAGCUUAAUCUAAUUAAAUUUAUAAACAUAAAUUGCAUAACACAGUACAAAGGAUGUACUUUCUUCUCAAUGGUUGCUGAAAACAUUGUUCUGGCGGUCAAAUUAUAUAUUCCAAACACUGUAUUCAAAAUUUCUUAUAUUAGUAAUUAAUAAAUAGAGUUAUUUUAAUUUUUUUAAAAUAUGGUAGAUUUAUAAAAAUGUUACGAUUAUUUCAGACGUCAGAUGUUGGUUGCACAGCUAUCUUCAAAAUCUGCUCUGGAUUCUUUGCCUUUCAUGCACUAUGAUUAUAAGUUUGUAAGUAUAAAUAUUUUGUUCAACUAAAGUGUAGUUAUAAUUAACCAAUUCGAUACCCAUUUACAGCAGUGUGCGUUACCCUGAUUUUGUUUGAAUACGUUUAACCACAGAAUGCGACAUCACUGGUUUGUUUCAUGGCCUUAGGGUUUUAACUUUUACAUUCAACUAUUUUAUUUAUAGCUUUCUAAACUUUUAUUCAGAAAAGUCUCAACCUCCUUUGUUUGAAAUUUCUGGCGGAUUGUACUACUUUAGUGUAUUAUUUGCUAGUUCUUUCACGUUUUAAAUAUUGUAAACAAUCAUCAGCUAAUUGUAAUGGCUUCAACAAGUUGUACUGAUACUAAUAUUAGGUCUGCUCGCUCAAGAUUUAGAUGUAUGAAUGUCGAAGAAGCAGGCCUCUAGCCACAAAGAAACCAAAAUUAUGCCAAGGUAAAGGAAAGGAAAAUAUGGUAUCACAUCUAGUUGACCAACUAGACCUAGUUCUACAGUUAUAUGAAACUUAGGCUUAACUCAAAAUGCAAGGCAGAGGUCUAGCUCUAAUCUCACUACAGAGUCUGAGUGGUCAGAAGUUAAAACUGGACAAACUGAAAACAAUUUUCGAUUUCACCCACUUAGAACUUCUGGAGUUUGUCUAAAGCUACAAAAUAUUGAAAACCCUACUCCUAUCGAUUUCUUCAAUGCAUUAUUUGAUGAUAAGGUCAUAAUGUAAAGGAUUACAUUGUUGAAUCAGUAAACGCUUAUGGCAAAAUAAAUGUACAAGUUAACAAGAUGCUCUGUAUUUAGUAGAUGGAAGGACAUAUCAAGACAUAAACUAGAUAAGUUCAUAGCCGUUUUGAUUUAUAUGGGGAUGUAUAAAAGGCCAACUCUUGAGGAUAAUUGGUCUGUGUCUGCUGAAUCCUAUAUCCCUUGGAUACACCAUGUAUUUAACAGACAGGGCUUUCAGGACAUUCAUCACUCCAUGCUACACUGUGGAGAUGAAACAUCCGAAGGCAAGGAUAACAUUAAAUCUUUUAUGAACCUACUCCUGAAUAAGUUCAAAAAUGCAUUUGACCCCUUUCAGGAACUUAGUAUAGAUGAAAUAGUAACAGGCUAUAAAGGCAGAUGGUGGUUUCAACAAUACAAUGUCAGUAAGUCUAGCAAGCACCACAUAAAAACAUUUGGUCUGUGCAAUUCCUUCACUGGUUAUGUUGUAGACAUUUUGACAUAUUUUGGUGCAAAUACUUCAUACUAAAGUAGAUAGAUAUGAAGGAGAAGCUGUCCAAAUUUUUCACACUCUGCUUCAUCAUGUGGGUACUGGUCACAAAAUUUCCUUGCUAAAAAUCAAUAGUAUACUGUAGGCCUGCACAACUCAAAAUGUAAGGUGGGCCAUAAUACUUUAUAAAAAACUUGUGCGGGCCGUAAGAAUUUAUGUAAAACUUGUGGGGGCCAAAAGAUAAUAGGACAGGGGCAAAAGCUAUUAAGAAAAUAAUAAUAAAAGGAAUGUUUCGUUACUUCGCGGGCCACCAAGUGGAGGCUCGCAGGCCGCAGGCGGCCCGCGGGCCGUAUGUUGUGCAGGCCUGGUAUACAGGAACGCUUAACAUUAACCAUGUUGGCUUUCCACUGGUGGUUAAGUCUUUAUCUUUACAACACAACUUAGCAAUUUCUUGAGCUAUUGCAACAAAACUUUCCUCAUACUUUGGGUAUAUAAUAAGGCUUAUUUGAUGAAAAAAUGAUCUCUUUUGGAUUAUUCUUACCUGACUUAUGCGCUGGUGAGUAGAAAAAAAAAACAUAUUAUCCCUUAAAUUUUUCUCUAAAUAAUUUUUGGUCACUAUUUUAUAAAUAAAAACAUAUUCCGGGUUUAAUUAGCUAAAGUCUGAUAUGCUACAUGACAAAGGUUUGAUAAGCAGAAAGAGGGAUUUUAGGUUAAAAAUCAUCAGGUUGAAUGGAAUUUUAGUCCCAUAAUUUUACUACCUUCCACUGAAAAAAUAUUACUGAAUGGGUUAAACUUUAAAUGACUUAAUUACAAAAUUUUAUCAAAUGUUCCACAUUAGAAAUCCCAAACAAAAUUUUAAAAUAUUGUUUUAAAACUAAGUAAUGUGUUUUUAAGCAGUUCAUAUUGCACAUUUCCCCCCUUUCUCAGUAUGUCACCCUUUUACAACACUAGCAAUCCAACUUCCCAGGUCAGAAUGGUAUAUUAAUAUUCUAAUAUAUGUACCCACUAGACAACUCCACUUAUCCAAUAGUGGCAAACUCUUGAUACCACGUGUUUACCUUGAGACUUACGGAAGGCACACAUUUGCAUUUGCUGGCUCAACAAUUUGGAACACACUUCCUGUCGCUCUUAGAAACAGCCAGACAGUCUUUCAAAACCGAUUUGAAAAUAUAUCUAUUUUGCAAACACCUGUUGGGGUGAUGUUGUCUACCAUCUUUUCCAGCUAGCUUAGAUUGGGUAUUCUUGUAUGUAGUUUUUGUAAUGUUGCGUUCGUAUUUCAUGUGGUAAAAUAUGGAUUUUUCUUUUCUCUUUUAAUAUGGAUGACUUUGUACCAUGCUUCGAGCCUUUGGGGAUGAAGCGUGAUUUUCAAAUAAGUUUUAUUAUUAUUAUUAUUAAUAUCCCAUUCUAAUAGGGUUUCUCUAUUCACCCCUUCGACAGCUUUGCUCCUCCGCAGACACGUGUAUUCUGUCUGUUCCCAAGAAAACUAAAACAUGCUGAACGAUCUUUCUCUUUCUCCGCCCCCUAACAAUGGAAUUCUCUCCUACUACACAUCCUCAAUAUACAGACAAUACAGACCUUCAAAACUGCACUCAAAACAUAUCUCUUUAAACUCUACUAUCCCAACUGAUUCCCCCCUCUUACCGAUAAGCAAUGCUGCUAGCUACAUUCAAUAGCUUGACUUGUAAAAUUACUGGGGUGGGUGGGGUGAAUUUACAUUUGUUUUUGUUUUGUUGUUAUACAACUGUUUCUUAAAUAAAUAAAUGUAUUUUCUUUUUUAAUGUCAGGAUUAUGUUUGCUAAUAUUUGUAUGUACAGUGCUGUGAGCCCAGCCUAGGCAGGGGUACAGCGCUAUAUAAGACCAGUAUUAAUAAUAAUAAUAAUAAUAAUAAUAAUAUAGUUCUAGAAGUAGCUAGGACAAAAUGGUUGCCUAGGAACAAUCCCCCUCACAGGCUGUAUGAUAAAUUCACUUAUAUGGGCUGCCACUACCACCUCAAACCUCAUAUUUGUCAAUGUAAUCAUGGUCCCUAUUCUGUUUCUGCCGUUAUUUGUAACUGCUGUUAAAGCUGCAUCUGGCAAAGGCUACAGUUGGCACUGUUCGGCAGUUUGCGGCAGAUGCCAUGCAGGACCUUUGUCUGCCCAAGCAGGUCUCAGGCAUGGAGGUGAUGAACCCCAGGUAGGGCUUAGGGGUCAGUGGUAGAGCCUCUAAUAAAAAGUUCCACAAAAGACAUGGGGAAGAUGAAUAAAAUGUAACAUUCUUCUCUGGUUUAAUAGCAAUUUUAUACAUCAUAGUUUCCAUUAACUUUCCCUCCAGUUUAUUAGAACAGACAUAAAUCAUUAGAAUAAUAAUAUAUUUUACUUUUUCUGGAUACUACUCCAGUAAAGUGGACAAUUAUUUCUCAGUGUGUGCAGCAAGAAACUGAAGAAUUUAUAUGUGCUCUUUUUGGUUUGCAGUACCUUUGCUUGAGGAUGGCAAAUAUGGCAGGAAAAUUACCAUGUUAUCAACUAAUAGUUCUGGAAAAAUGUUACUUGAUUAUGAAUGUUAAUAAAACUCAUUUAGCAGAGAUAAUCGGUUAUAGACAUAUAAUUCUAAACUGUUUAUAUUUUUUUUUAAAAUGUCCAUCAAGCAUUCCCAAAGUUCAUUUACCAUUUAUUCCUCACACCAAGGUCUGAUCCAAAUGAUAUAUUUGAAUGCUUCUUGAUGGCAUUUAAAAGCUCAUCUAUUUUUAGAAAUGCCAAAUGUUAUCAGAGAGUAAAUUUGAAAGUUCAAAUAUUUUUUUGGCAAUUUAUUGACAACCAUCACCAUUUGUUCACUUCAGUUAACCUUUUGCACACACCCAACCCCAGAGUGAGGUAUUUUAUGAUGUGAGAAUUUGAGUACCUGAUUUGCUGUAUUUCAAAAUUGUUUACUCCAACCAGGUGGAGGGAGCUUGUUGUGAAAAUGUUGUUGGGUAUAUGCCUGUACCUGUAGGUAUUGCUGGGCCACUGUUGUUAGAUGGCAGCCUUUACCAUGUUCCCAUGGCAACCACUGAGGGCUGUUUAGUUGCCAGCACAAACAGGGGAUGUAGAGCUCUUCAGGUACUUGGAAACAAGCUGCACAGUUUUUAAGCUGAUAUUAUAAAAUAUCUGUUUGUGUUUUUAAAUUUAAAAAUUAUGUCUAAUAAUUAUUUUUUAUCUGAAUACAUUUUCGACUUGAAUAUUUUUAUUUUUACGUUCCUCAUUUUAUAAAAAAACUUUCUUGUUUCAUUCCAUUUAUGGUUAAAUAUUGUUUAAAAAAUUAUUUCGAACCAGUUAAUGGCAUAGAAAUGUCAAAGUUUUACAAUAAAUUUGUAAUACAUAUUCAACAGUUGAGCGGUGGAGUAUCAAGCAGUGUGACAAAUGAUGGGAUGUCUAGAGGACCUGUUGUUAGAUUUCCUACAGCUUUAAGAGCCAGGUAAAGUUUUAAACACAUCGUGUAUAUUAUUUAUUAAUUAUAUGAAAUAAAAACAAGUGAGUUCAAAAGUGUGAUUACAAAUUGCCACUUCUGCAAUAAAAAUGUUCAGGAAAUAAAUUUGAUUCAUCAUAACAAUUGAUCCAUUUUUAAAAUAAAUAAUUUAUUCUUUUCAUUUUAGUGAGGUCAAACGGUGGUUGGAAAUUCCUGAUAAUUUUGAGCUAGUGAAAGAAUGCUUUGAUACUACUAGCAGGUAUGUAAUAGUUAAUUCAUAAUAUUGCUUUGCCUUCAAAUGAUCUUAAAAAAAUGGCUCAAGAUAAUAUUUUUCUUUUUGCUUUUUUUAACUUGAGCAAUUAUUUAUAUUACUAUUUACCGAUUGAUUCGAUACAUAUCUAAAGGUCUUUUUUAAUAUAGGGAGCACAUUUUAGGAUGAAUUCAAAGCCUAUUUUAGUCUAUAGAUUUAAAUACUCUCCUCUGGCAGCAUUUUUUGUGGUAAAAAAAUUAUUAUUUAAUUAAUACGCAGAUUUGCUCGCCUUAAGAAGCUUCAUAUAGCCAUUGCCGGAAGAAGUCUAUACAUCAGAUUUGUAUCUUCUACUGGAGAUGCCAUGGGCAUGAAUAUGUUGUCUAAAGUAAGUAGACUAGAGCAGUUAAAUCUAGGUUACCCCCCUUGACACUCAUGUAUCUCUUAUCACUUAAUUAAUAUUUGCUUCACACUUUUAAAUGAUUUAUUUUUACAAUGUUUAUGAAAUCCUUGAUUUAUUGCAGGGCUCUGAGAAGUCAUUGCUAAUGUUAACAGAAAAAUUCCCUGACAUGGAAAUCAUAAGUCUUAGUGGCAACUACUGCACUGACAAAAAACCUGCUGCAAUUAACUGGUGAAUACAUUUUUUCUAUCACUUUAAGCAUCAAAUCUACACCACAUUUUUUUGAAGAAUUAUGAGGAAAGUACAAGGCAUAAAUUGCCCCAGAUGUCUUUGCAUUACUUAACAUAUUUUUAAAAGAAUGUUUAAUAAAAAUGUCAACUGUGUUCACAAGGCGUAUUUAAAUUUAAUUAGUUUCUACAACUCUGUAUCAGGCCUUAAUUCUUAUGGACCCACUUUUGCCUUAAUUGUUCAGUGCCCUCUCCAAGUGAUCUUGUAAAAAUUAAAACAAGAAAAAAGCUAUGCCCUUUGCUUAGACAGUUUAUCCAAGUAUUUAAUAUUAAAAGUCAGCUGUGCAGGAGUGGGUAAAAAAUAUUAAAAUUUUCCUUUUUUCCCUAUUUCCUGUUAUAUUGAAUAAUUUACUAAAAUUUUCAGGAUUGAAGGCCGUGGCAAAUCUGUAGUUUGUGAGGCAAUAGUGAAAUCGCAAGUGGUGAAAAACAUUCUUAAAACAACAGUCCCAGCUCUGGUUGAAUUAAACAUUAGUAAAAAUCUUGUAGGAUCUGCCAUGGCAGGUAGCAUUGGAGGUUUCAAUGCACAUGCAUCAAACAUAGUAACAGCCAUAUACAUAGCAACUGGUCAAGUAAGUUACCUUUAAAUAGUUUUAUAAAUGUCUUCAUAAAAGAAUGCACAUUUCAGUCUUCAUUUGUUGAUAUUCAUCUUGACAGGAUUUUUUAAACUAAUCAUCAAUGUAUAUGCAUCCACACUCACAUGUAUAUAUUUUUUGAAGGUCUCAGGCAGGGCAACAUCAUCACAAUUUUAUAGUUGCACAGCGGGGGGGGGGGGGGGGGGGGGAAAAAAUUUUCUAAAAUUACUUUUUGAGAGACAACUAUAUUGUACUUGAAUUUAAAAAUGUAGCUAAAAAAUAAGUAAAAAGUAUAUUUUGAAGAUUUUAAUAAUGAGUAUUUAAAAAUUGCUCAGUUGCUUUGUUACUUUAAAAAGAUUCUUGAUGGAGGAGAAUAAAAAGCCAGAUUUGGAUUUUAAAUAAAACUGCAAACAAUAUGAAAAGGUAAUAAAAUGUUUGAUUGCAUCUGUUUUGAAUCUGUUAAGGACCCAGCCCAGAAUAUAGCCAGCUCUAAUUGCAUUGUUCUGAUGGAGCCUUCUGGACCAUUGCAAGAUGAUCUGCACAUAUCUUGUACCAUGCCAUCCAUUGAAGUUGGCACAGUAGGAGGAGGAACAGUUCUUCCACCACAAGCUGCUUGUUUGGAGGUGAUAUUAUAUUUUUUAAUUCUUGAUAUUGUGAUAUGAAGUAAGAUGUUUAAUUUAUGAUGUUGAUAAUUAUUUGACUUGUAAUUUAUAUGUAAUAAUUUAAAAAUUUGUUACAAAUUUUAAAAAAAAUGAACAGGGUGGGUGUCACGGAUAAUAAUGAUUUACAAGGGAGUUAAGUGAGGUGAGAAUUAUGAGUUGUAAUUUAUAGAGUAUGGGACUUGGUAAGACGAACCAAUCAGAGAAGAGGAGUACAAAGAAGGUGGAGAAUAUGGCGGUUAUUAUUAAGACCAUAUUAUUAAUAUUAUGUGAUAAGAUAAUGAAUAUAUUGUGAUUGUGACAUUAUCAAGUGGAGAAGAUUUACUCUAAGUCUGAUAUUAAACACUGCAUAAACCGACUAAUCAAGAAAGCUAGGAACAUAACACAAACUAAACAUCCUACACUUGAAGAACUAUAUGAAGAAAGAUGUUUUUGUUUUGUAAAACUAAACACAUUUUGGAUGAUACAUCCCACCCUCUUCAUCACAGAUGCUUAGGAUCGGGCCUUUCGGGUCGAAUUCUUUCCAUCAGGGCGAGGACUGACAGAUAUAAAAAUUCUUUUGUUCCCCAAUCUGUACGAAUUUACCGGCGUGCUUCCUCUGAAGUCACACAUCUGAAUAAGAACUAAUAAGUCCUCGAUUUUGCUAAGAGAACUCACUGUAUGGCUGUUUGAAAUAAUUUACUAUAAAUGUCUUGUGUUCAAAUUGUUUUAUUUUUGUGCUGAAAAUGUAUAAUGCAAUCAAAAAACAUUUCCAUUUAUUUGGAUCAAUAAAAGAAUCUUAUCUUAUCUUAUCUAACUGAGCAAUUUGGAGAGACCAUGUGAAAAUGGUUCACCAGUAAAAUUAAUAUUAUAGCUUUUAUUGCAAAUCUAGAUAGCUCACGUUAAUGAAUGUAAAUUAUAUGUAUAAAUACAAUUAGAUUUUGAUACAUAGAUAAAAGUGAGUUGCCGUUGUAAAAUGGUCAGUUAUGACCCUUAAGGUCCAUAGUGAUCACAUCAUUCAUUAUGAAAUUUCAACUAGAACUAGUAGAACUGAAUGAGCUUUACUGUAACUCUUCUUAUGUUUUAGAUCCUUGGUGUGAAAGGUUCACAUAACCAAUGUCCUGGGACCAACGCUAGCCGUCUGGCACAGAUCAUUUGUGCUACUGUUUUAGCUGGAGAGCUAUCUCUCAUGUCUGCUCUUGCUGCUGGUCAUCUUGUUCAAUCUCAUCUGAAACACAACAGGUUUGUUAUUAAUUGCUAAUUUUUUUCAUUCUCUGGCAUUUUUUAUUUGCAUUCUCAUUUUUAAAUAAUAUGGUUUAGUUAGAGGAAAUUAUAUGAAAGUCCUAUUAAGUUCAUUUAGUUUUUUUCAGACAGUUAAAAGUAACAUCAAUAAAAAAAUACCUGUGAAAAGUAAUUAAAAAGGCUUUCUUAGUUGCCUAAAUUUGCAGUAAUAAUUGUCAAGAUUAAAUUUGUAAAAACAAAACAAAUUGCAACGACAAACUGAAAGAAAGCAAAUGUUAGCUUUAAUUUUUUAAAAUUAAUAUUUACAAAAAAGUCAGAGAAAUGACAUUUUUUUUAUUAAUGUACCAGAUUAUAAGCCCUUAUUUAGCUGCUUUAACAAGUUUAUCAAAUUUUAUUUUCAGAUCUACCUUAAAUAUGGCCCCUACAGCUGUUAAACCCAGUGAAGUUCCUGUAUUGAAGCAUGCUGCAACAACUCCUGGAAUGUGCACCAAUAAAGCUGCAUAACUUGCAUUCUUCUAAAAUAAACAAUUUUAAGUAAAUUCAUAUUACUUAAAACUGGUUUCUCUUUCCCUAUAUCUUGAUGACUUAUUGUAAUGACUGGGAUGAAUCAUUUUCUUCAUAUAUACCUUUUUGAAAAAUGAUGAAUGUUUUUAAAAUGAAUUCUUGAAAUUCUUCACUCCUUAUCAAAAGUGUUUAAAUUUUACAAAUUUGAAUGCUACUUAAUUUGAAAUAAACUUAUAAAUUAUUAGAUACAGGAAAAAAAAGUAACGAGGGAAUGAUUGUGUAACUAGGAAGUUUUAAACACAAUCUUUAAAACCACAGUGUCAAUUAAUUUUAAUUUACUUAUCUGAUUUUAAUAUAGUUUUAAAAUUACUAGUUGUGAUAAUUAUUUUAUAUUGUAAGUGUAAGUUGAUUAAAACUUUUUUUGAAGCUACAUUUACUCUGAGGUUUUGUUGCAGGCAUGUAACUCAGGCUUAAAUUUCAUGUCCUGACAAGGAAUAUGUCUUAUGAAGGUGUUUACACCGUGGCACAAUUUUGCAACUGCAGGCAGGACUUUGGUUUGAAUGCUACAAUUAUAUUGCGAAGAAAAAAACCUAUAAGAGAAAACAUGUGCAUGCACGUUUAUUUUAAUUAUAAUAAAUAAUUAACUAUUUCACUCAGUGGGGUUUGAGUUUAAGGUGACUACACAUUAAAAUGGACCUUGUGGGAUCAACUGGAUGAUCUUGACUUUGCUGAUGAUCUUGCACUUCUUGCACAUACCCAACAACAGAUGCAGGAGAAAACAAACAUUGUCGCAGCCACUUCUGCUAGCAUGGGUCUCAACAUUCACAAAGGGAAGAGUAAAAUCCUCAAGGUUAAUGCCACCAGUACAUCACCCAUUAUGCUUGAAGGAGAAGCCCUUGAGGAGGUGGACAGUUUUGUUUACCUUGGCAGCAUGGUAGAUAAACAAGGUGGUACAGAUGCGGACGUCAAAAUAAGGAUAGGAAAAGCAAGAGCAGCCUUCCAACAACUCAAGAAUGUUUGGGUCUCUAACAACUUAGGCAGCAAGUUAAAAGUAAGGAUUUUUAACGCUAUGGUAAAACCUGUGCUGCUAUAUGGAGCCGAGACAUGGAGAACAACGGCCGUAAACCUGACCAGAAUCCAGUCCUUCAUCAACAACUGUCUAAGAAGGAUUCUCAGAAUUCACUGGCCAGACAAAAUCAGCAACCAGGAACUGUGGCAGCGGACAAAACAGAAGCCCAUUGAGGAAGAGAUUCUCCAGAAGCGGUGGAGGUGGAUUGGUCAUACACUAAGAAAACCUGCUUCUAACACAACAAAGCAAGCCCUGAAAUGGAACCCACAGGGUAAGCGGAAAAGAGGCCGUCCAAGAAACACUUGGCGCCGAGAAUUGGAGACAGACAUCAAGAAAAUUGGCCAUGAAUGGAAGAUCCUGGAGAAGCUGGCCCAGGAUAGAGAUGCCUGGAGGUCUCUCGUAGGUGGCCUAUGCCCUUGGAGGAACCGCAGACGCCGACGAUGAUCGGUGGAUGCCCCUCAUGGACGAGAAGGCUCAACUUAACACAUUAAAAUGCAUUAAUGGGUCAGGGAUUUGUGCCAAAACAUUAACAAUGUCUCGUUCUGUACCCAGUAUUUGUUCCAGUGAAUAGGAACAUGUCUUAGAAACUUUUGACUAGGCAUUUGUUACUGGCACAUGUGGCCAUACAAAUAUUGCAGCCAAAAUUGCCUCAUUGUGAACGCAGCUUUAAAUUAUAUAAAAAUAAAGCUGUUAGAGUAAUUUUUUUAAUUGAUGGUUACUCCAAGAAUUCUCUAAUACUUGACAACAUUUUAAACAAUUGUGAUUUAGAAAUGAUUGUACCCAGUUUAAAAUCUGAUCUAAUUAUAACCACACUAAACGCCUAUUUGUUUGUGCCGUACCAAUAAUAAAGUGGUAAAUGUGUUAAACAACCUGUUUCUGUGGGGCUGCUUUUUGGAUACAAAAUACAAUUAUGUUAAAACAUUUAAACAAAGAUUACAAAAAGAAAAUUAUUUAUGUUAUCGUUAAAUAUAGAUGAAAAUUUUUGAAUAAAAUGUUAUAAAUAUAACAUCCUUAAACCAAAUUUUGCAGUGCAGUAAGGUAAAUAAUAUAGAUAUGAAGAGAAUUAAUUAAAAUGAUUUAAAUUUUCAAUAAAGCAGACCUUUUUGAAUAUUUCUGGAUAUCAAAGUUUGAAAGUCAUUCUUGCUUGGCUCCUUUUCGUAGAUGUUGUUUUCAAAAGAAGUUAUGUUCUUGAUUAUUCAAAAAACAAUUUUGUAUCAGAUUUUUUGUGUGGAUUCUUUAACAUUUUGUAUCAUUUUUCUCUUCUUCAAGUUUGAAAACGUUUAUAAAUUGCUUUUUAGUUUAUGAGCUUGACCAAAACUAAUACAAUUAAUUAUUUUUUAAAGAAAAAUUUGUAUUGUACAGUUUAAUAGUGUGUUAACAUUUAUGUGAAUAAUAUAUAAAUAAUAUAUAUAUAUAUAGUGUGUUCAAGUUAAUAUGUUAAUAAAUAACAUGUUUUUUCAAACUACUCCGCCACAUACAUCCUUCAUAUUUUAGGUAUGUACAAAUGAGCUCUCUACACCUCCCAAAAAAUAAUUUUAGCCCCUACCUAAAACCUUUAUUUCUUGUAGAAUAUCUUACUUUUGAUCAGUAAUAUGGAAAAAAAACGUUAUUUUCUUGGAAUUUAAACUUUUUCAAUGUAAAUUAAAAAUGCUACUUUCAUAUCCUUGAAAAAGGGUAAACAUUUAUAAUCUUUUAUUGUUAUCCAUUCCAGGUAAAUGGGAAAAAAGGAAAUAUUUUGAAAAUAUUUUAUUUUUUAAAAAAAUACUGAUAUAAAGAAAUUUUUUGUUGUUGCAAUAAUCUGAUUACUUAGCAUUUCAUCCAGAACCAUGUAACGACCCUUUAAUACAGCUCCUCAUGUUGUGGCGACCCCCCAACCUCAAAAUUAUUUACGUUGCUACUUAUAAAGGUAGAGUAUAUGUUUUUUCCGAUGGUCUUAGGCGUCCCCUGUGAAAAGACCAUUCGACCCCCAAAGGGGUCGCGACCCACAGGUUGAGAACCGCUGAUGUAAAAAAUAGCACAUGACUACCAGCUUGGCUUUGUAUUAGUUGCAAACAAAACUUUGGAUGGAUUGGGUAUCACUAAGAUAAAUUUGCAUUUUAAGAAAAAUUAUGACAGUGUGUUAAGAUUCUAUGAUGGAGAUAAUUCUGGCAUAAGUAAAUGUGUUGAGAUGACUCCUCCCACCCAAUACAGUUUCUCUUUCUCUGACCACACACCACUCACAUAUUUCCGCCCUUAAUGGUUACAUCAUACAUGAAUUACUCUAACCUUAAAUUAUAUAAUGUUAUGUUAUUCAUGUAUGUUGAGCUGGUUUACUGCUAGACAUUUGAAUGUUGUAGGUUUGUAUCCCUUUUUGUAUUGUCUGUGCCAGAGGUUUGUAACAAUUUUAACUCUCUUGUUGCAUGAUGUAAUGUCCCACAAAUGGCAUUGGUAUCUAAUGUAUUUCAACUUCUCUCAUUUGUUGAUUGAAAAUAUUGAGAGAAACCAAGAAGCACAAAAUAACAUCUUGUCACCAUCUUAAUAUUUUCUUUAAUAAAAGAAAAACAAAGCAACUUGUACAUUCAAUUGAAGAUUAAUUAAGCUUCAAUGUAAUUUAUUUAAACAUGUAAAAAAAAAAAAAAUUAAAAAGAACACCAAAUAAAAGGACGCGGUUUUGAUCAUAUGCAAAAUUAUUACCGGUACUUAUAAAAUAAAUUUUGAGCAAUAUCCGAUUUAAUAGUUAUACAUACUUCAGGGUAACAUGUACUGUGGGCAGAACUGAUAAGUAAGAGAACAAAAAUUGUCUUGUUAUGUAGUUUUAGAUAAAACUUGUGUGUCUGCUAUUUAUUUAACAUAAAAACAAUAAACCUACUUUGCAUAAAUUAAGCAAUGGUAAUAUAUACUCGUUUAUAUGGUAAAGAAAAUAGUCUGAUGCAGUGCUAUCUUUGAUAAAAUUAUUUAUUUCUCAGUCCUCAGAAAAUACCUUUGUCAGCUUUAAAUUUAUGAAGUUAAAGUUUUAAAAUUAUGAAUUAUUAUCCAAGCGUUAAUUUUAAACAUAG